Molecule: messenger RNA, 4819 nt
Organism: Neoarius graeffei (lesser salmon catfish)
Lineage: Eukaryota; Metazoa; Chordata; Actinopteri; Siluriformes; Ariidae
Gene: pam
Product: peptidylglycine alpha-amidating monooxygenase
Exons: 27
Coding region: 982-3993 (1003 amino acids)
Biological process (GO): peptide metabolic process
Cellular component (GO): membrane; extracellular region
Molecular function (GO): copper ion binding; peptidylglycine monooxygenase activity; protein binding
Source: RefSeq, a predicted model, not a curated record
UGCGCCCGCUCGCGCGUGCGUCUCUCUAUCGAGUUCUCCUGAGCGCUUAUUUUGGCCUGAAGGGACGCGGCGGUUCUCCUGAGGAGUUCCGAGUGGAAUGGAAGCGUUUCAGGAGGUUUACAGGAAAAAUAAACAGUAAACAACGACUGUGUGCUUCAAGAACUCGUUUUAAAAUCCAGCGGGAGAAACCCUCGGGCUUAUUUUAAAGAGAGAAACAAGAACUUCCAGAUUGUUCCAGGCGGUUUUCCAUCUUCACUCAACUUUCCCAGACCUCUGAAAUUCCCAGGAAUGCCUGAUACGUGUUGUGCAGUUAGCUGCCACAACAGAAGAGGGGAUAAACCUGGAUUAACGUUCCGUAGGUUCCCGGCCGAUCGACAGCGUUGCGAAAAGUGGAUCGCGGCGAUCAGGCGAGAGAAUUGGCAGCCCACCGAACACACGCGUUUGUGUGGCGAACAUUUUGUCUCAGGUUGUGAAAAGCCUGAUGCUGUAUCUGUGAUGUGCCGUCUAGCCUGAAGACGAGUGAGAAUCUGCACGUUCUGUUUUUCUCUCUCUCUCUCUCUCUCUCUCUCUCUCUCCUCUUCCACAUCCUCAUCCUCCUUUUUUCUUUUUCUCUCUCUCUCUCUCCCUUCCCUCACAUGAUUGUGCCAGAGGCUGUACCCCAGCAUGACUUCAGAGUGAACAGAGCUUCCAAAUCAACACUUUUUUUUUUUUUCAAGCUGAUUGAGUGAGAGGAGGAGGAGAAGAGCGUGAACCUGAGGGCAGCCCCGCCUUUGCUCACCUUUUCGAGGUGCGAUAACUGAAGGAGAGAAGAAGGUGAAGCAAAAGAAGGAGCCUAGCAGGCUCUAACGCUCGGUGUGCGGACCCAGAGUAGGUUCGAUGCUGUGAGACGAGCACAGAUCAGCUCAACAUCCAUUCCAUUCACCGAAACAUAUCAAAGAGUGAGGGAAGGAGAGAGACCGAGUGAGUGGGAGAGGAGUGAAUAUGGGAGUCCUGCUGUAUAGCGUGCUUGCGCUGGCUCUGAUCUGUCAGAAUCAUAGCUACAGUGUCAGAAGCCCUCUGGACAGGUACAAACGAUUUGAAGAGGCCGUGUGGUCUGAACCGAACGACUGCUCUCAAGCCAGGCAGCCUUUCGCCCUGUCCAACCCAUACAACUUCUCCUUGGACCUCCGCAUGCCAGGAGUCGUCCCAACAGCGUCCGAUUCCUAUUACUGUAUGGCUUUUCGAGUGCCCACACCAAGGGACGCCUAUAUAGUGGAUUUUGUGCCCCAUGCUUCCAUGGAGACAGCCCACCACAUGCUCUUAUACGGCUGCAGAACCCCCUACUCCACCAAAGGUUACUGGGAUUGUGGGACAGAACAGGGCACCUGUGAGGACGAAGCUAAGAUUAUGUACGCCUGGGCCCGAAAUGCUCCGCCCACCAAGCUCCCUAAAGAUGUUGGCUUUAGAGUUGGAGGAAAUACCAGGAUUGCCUACUUCGUGCUGCAAAUCCACUAUGGUGAUGUCCAUAGCUUUAGAGAUCACCAUAAAGACUGCUCAGGACUUACUCUAAGAAUGACUUCCAAACCGCAGCCUUUUAUAGCCGGCAUGUACCUGAUGAUGUCCGUAGACACCGUCAUCCCUCCAGGAAAGACAGUAACCAAUGCUGACAUCGCUUGCAAUUACUUAUCAUACCCCAUGUACCCGUUUGCCUUCAGAACCCACACACACCGCCUUGGUAAAGUUGUUAGUGGUUACAGAAUUCGAAAUGGGCAGUGGACAUUGAUUGGGCGGCAGUCUCCACAGUUACCACAGGCCUUUUAUCCAGCCAGCAAUGCCAUCGAUGUGAGAUACGGAGAUAUGCUGGCCGCUCGCUGCGUUUUCACAGGAGAAGGAAAGUCCACUAAAACACACAUCGGUGGCACUUCCAACGACGAGAUGUGUAACUUCUACAUCAUGUACUACAUGGACAGCAAGCAUGCUGUGCCUUACAUGGACUGCAUGGAUCACGGCAACAGCAAUCUGUUCAGAGACAUUCCCGCUGAAGCCAACGUCCCCAUUGCCGUCAGUCCGGACCAAUUGAUGUCUAUGAUGCACGGCUCAGAGCAUAAAGACGGCGAAGACGCCACCGCGCUCCAGCAGCCAAAGAGGGAGGAGGAGGAGGUUCUGGAUCAGGGUGACUUCUAUUCCCUUCUCUCCAAACUCCUAGGGGAAAGGGAGGACGUUGUCCAUGUGCAUAAGUAUAACCCAACGGAGGCCCACGCGGACCUGGUGGCCGAAAUUGAUAGCAUAAUGCAAAAGAAAGACCUGGGCUGGCGCGGACCCAGGCUAGACUAUGCACACAGAAGCGGUGCAGUUCUGGUGAGGGACAGAGUGCACAAGUUCCACCAGUUAGAGUCCACUGUCAGGCCUCCGGGGACCAAGACUGUAUCUGCCAGACUGCCAGGCUCAGGGGUGGCAGUGGCCAAAAAACAAGGGGCCCAUCUGGAGGAGGUGACUGGCUGGCCGGAGGUGGCGUUGCAGCUGGGUCAGGUGUCUGGUCUGGCUCUGGACUCUGAUGAGAACCUGGUUAUCUUCCACAGAGGAGAUCACAGAUGGGGAGUCAACUCUUUUAACAAUGAGGCGAUGUACCAGCAAAAGUCCCUUGGCCCCAUUCAACAGUCCACCAUCUUGGUAGUGGAUCCAGUCAAAGGCAAUGUGCUCAAGGCCUCAGGGAGAAACAUGUUUUAUAUGCCACAUGGAAUCACAACUGAUAAGGACAAUAAUUAUUGGGUGACGGAUGUAGCUCUUCAUCAGGUGUAUAAACUGAGCAGCGAUGGUAAAGAGAAGCCGCUGCUGACUCUGGGAGAGGCUUUUGUGCCCGGAUCUGACAAGAGCCAUUUCUGCCAGCCUACUGAUGUUGCCGUGGACCCAGACAAUGGCAACGUCUAUGUGUCUGAUGGCUACUGCAAUACCAGGAUCCUCAAAUUCUCACCAGAGGGCAAAUAUCUGUCCCACUGGGGAGCAGGUUCGUUAGACCGGCGGAGGCGUGUGCCCUUCCAUAUCCCCCACAGCCUGGCCUUCGCAGCGGAUAAGCGUGAGCUACUGGUGGCUGACCGGGAGAACGGGCGCGUGCAGUGUUUCAUGGCCGACACAGGCGAGUUUGUGAAGGAGAUCAAGAAAGAGGAGUUUGGAGGGGAAGUGUUUGCCAUCUCCUAUUCACCCGCACAAGGUGGCUUAAUCUACGCAGUGAACGGAGAAUCAGCAUACGGCCAGUCCGCCCCGCUCCGAGGCUUCGUGCUCAAUUAUUCAACCAAGGAGAUCCUGGAUACAUUUUCACCAGACACGCAGAAAUUCAGAAUGCCUCACGACAUUGUCGUUACGAAGGAUGGAAGCGUGUUUGUUGGGGACGCCGCCUCAGACGCGGUUAUAAAGUUCGUUCCAUCGGAAAAAGCAGAGCACCGUUCUGUUAAAAAGGGAGGAAUCGAGGUGCAGGAAAUCGAAGAAACGGAGACAUUCGUCCAGGCCAAAUUGAAGCCGAUGCACAAGCAGAUGGGCCACGCCCCUGAAGCGACUGUAGAGAAACUACCCAUGACUAAAGAGGAGGAGGCAGUGCAGGUUCAAAAGGCCAAAGCUGCAGACGAGAAGGAGAAAGACGAGGAGAAUGAGAAGAAGAGUGACGCAACUCAGGGUCUGUCCCCUGCGGUCAUCACCACUCUGCUCCUGCUUCUCCCCCUGGUGCUGGUCAUCACCAUCGGCGUCUUCAUCCGCUGGAAGAAGAGCAGGAUGUAUGGAGAUGGCCAUGAGGUGAAGCUUGAACCAUCAGGAUCAUCAGGAGGAAUCUUGGGUAAACUCAGAGGCAAAGCUGCAGGGACGUUAAACUUGGGCAAUUUCUUUGCAACCCACAAAGGAUACACACGGCAGGGCUUUGACCGUCUCAGCACGGAGGGCAGCGACCUGGAGAAAGAUGAUGAGGAUGCCACUGACUCGGAGAAUGAGGAAUACUCUGCCCCGCCUCCCCCCAUUUCCUCGUCCUAAUCAUCCGGCCCAAGCUCCGCCCCUUCCGUCCGUGCUCGAACCCUUACAAUGUACUGCAAUCCUAUAUGUAACUAUACACAUUGGCUGCCAAUAUAUUUAAUUUAUUUGUGCAGAAACCUUUUUUCUCAAUAGACUAUAUGACUGCCACUUUAAUUUAUGAUUUUAAGGGAGCAAACGCAUAGAGGAGCAAACACUGGUAGAUGUAGGGAUAUAGCUAAAUGCUUAUUUUUAAUGGAAGAUGAGAAGGAGGUAGAGUUGUUGUUGUUUUUAAUUUUAAUUUGAGAGAUGUACGCCAAUAAUUUAUCUCGAUAAAACUUGAUAGUUUAAGUUUUCAGGUAACUGGUCCAGAUGUUUUUGUUUUAUCUCUUAUUUGUACAUUUGUGCCUUUUUGAUUAUGUAUUUCACCUUCCGCAGCACCUAUAUUACUACAGAUGUGCCACUUUCUUCAAAGCGCUGCUAUCGUCACUUGUAUUUUGAUUUAUGUCGUGCCGCAUUAUGAAAAGGAGAAAAAAAAGAGGAUUAUCGAGAUGUAUCUAAAGCUGUAUUUACAACAUUUUCCAAGCAGGAUGUGAGACGUGUCUGAUGUUUGUUGUGAAAUACUGAGGUUUUAUUGCAAGAAUACUAUUUUCAGUAACAAUGUUAUUUGUGUAAUAAAGUGUCUGCAAAGCAUCACUUUUCUGGUGAUCUUUGUUUUGUAAUUUGUUCAAUUCAAAUAUAUAUUUUAAAGUUUAGAUAUUUUAGAUUUACACGGUUAAUUAGUGAGGAGGAGGAGGAGAGACAUCCAAAAUAUUUGACUUUGCUCAUGUAUAAAACACUCAAAUGCAAA